Molecule: messenger RNA, 3564 nt
Organism: Mycena citricolor
Lineage: Eukaryota; Fungi; Basidiomycota; Agaricomycetes; Agaricales; Mycenaceae
Source: the annotation of a GenBank genome assembly
GCGGGCCCCGCAGGGGGGUACCUGUUGGGUACCCUCAGAGCUACGUCUGAGGGUACCCAGUAGACCCCCGCGGGGGUGCAACCGGGUGAUGGCGGUGGUAACUGAGUGUGUGACUGUCCAAGGCUCGAGCAAAAGGACUGGAGAUGUAAGUGGGGCCGUCAGAGGCUCUGCGGAAGACAGUCAGAUAUGUUCCAGACUCCAGAGUCGGACUACUUCGAAUCCGACACUGCCACUGAUUGACUUUCAAACCGGUUACUUGAUCCAGUCUUGUCGCCUGACUGUUCACGUUCCGAUUCAUUAUGCCUUCUCUAGUACUGAACGCGCCAGUUGAGCAGGUCGACAGUCCACAUUCGCUUCUCCCAUUUCUGCAGUCUCAAUCGCAAAACACAAUAACGCGUCUAUACCAGCGACCCUCAUCAUGCCUUUCAGUCUUCCGACUCCUCGCGCCGUUGCAGCAGCAAAUCGUCAUGAACUUGCUGUGGCUGGAUUCCGCAGUACCACUUUCGACCAUGGCAGCCUGGGUCGUCCGCGACGAGAAAAAACGAUACGACAUCGCGUUGAAACCUCUCUUUGGGCUGCACAUCAUCACGACCUCGCCCAUCAAGCUUGCGCUGAACCCCACAUUCAAGACGAGUUUUCGACAGGUGCUGACAGGGAGCGGAGCCGUAGGGAGCUUUGGAGUGCUGGCGGAGCCGGAUCGCCAGUACGAAACAAUGUCGGUGGAGGAACUGGAUGCGUAUGCGCUCGAGCGAUGGGAGGCGCGUUUCUGUCUUUCCUCGGCUAAAUUUCGUGUUCAAUGCAUUGGACAGACGGUAUUACACUUUAUGGUGUCCUCGAACACAGGCUCGAGCUCCGUUCGGCCGUCGAAGGAGGUGUUGUACUUGCUUACAAGGAGUGGGCUCAUGGCAAGUCCCAAUGGCUCGAUGCAAAUCACAUCUGCAGGCUUUCAAUUCCUGCUCUAUUCACCGCACGAGCAACUCUGGGAUCUUCUGUUACAGUAUCUGAGGAUGACUGAAGAGCUGGGGAUGGAUCUGGUGGAGGUUUUGAGCUUCUUAUUCAUGCUAUCGACCAUGCAGCUUGGCAAGGAGUACACCACGGAGGGACUCAGUACAACAGAAACAGCGGCCCUCACACAUCAGGCCGUGUUGGACGUCUUGCGUGACUAUGGGCUUCUCUGGCAGCCAAGGCCCUCGUCGAAACGAUUUUACCCUACAAGACUUGCUACUACACUGACAUCGUCCUCACCUCCAUUACCGUCUUCGGCAGGCUCUGGUCCUCAAGAGGGAUUUAUCGUCCUGGAGACCAACUAUCGAGUGUAUGCUUACACUGAUAAUCCACUUCAGACCGCCGUGCUUAACUUGUUUGUGACACUAAAGUAUCGCUUCCCAAAUCUUGUGGUGGGCUCCAUAACUCGCGAGAGUGUCAAGAAAGCACUCAACAAUGGGAUCACCGCAGAACAGAAUCCGCUUCUUCCUGUCACGGUGCAGGAUCAGAUCAGACUGUGGGAGUUGGAAAAGAACCGACUCAAGUCCCAAGAGGGAUACCUGUACACUGCGUUCACAUCUCCAGCCGACUAUGAAUUGGUCCUGAAUUAUGCGAAGCAGAUCGAUGUUGUGCUGUGGGAGAAUGCGACGAAGAGGUGUUUCUUUGCUAGUCUGGACGGCCAUGCGAGUAUCCGAGGGUUCAUCGAGAGAAGGACCGGAGGCAAUUAGAGUCUAAUAGGACAGCUCUCUGUGAUAUGUACAUCCGAUUAUAGUAUCUUGCUAGCACCCGGAAUGCCAAGUAAAGCCCGACCCCCGGCCCAACUCAAACAGACACCAGACAACCCGACAAUCAGCGCCUUCAGUAAUGGAGGGGCGGGUGAGCUGUGCAACAGGAUCUGCAAGCCCACCACGACCAGCGCAUGCACGAGAUAUGCGCCGUAUGCAUAACGAGCGGUGGAUCCCCACUUCUUGGAGGUCAGUUUCCAGUCGUGGAACCCGGCAAAAAGCGAUGUCCCCAGAAAGUAGAAGCAAAGCUCGUUCCAGAUCGCGUAGAGCAGCGCGAACGGAUUCAUGCCACCCAACAUCAGGUUGAUGCUCGGAGAAAUGGUGUACAGUGCGACCGCCGACGAGACAGCGACGAGCAAAGUCAGCGCGAGAUCUCUCCCUGGAUGGGGACGAAGAAUGAACUGCUGGAUUUUGGAGAGACACGUGCCAGCGGUGUAGGCCAGCACGUAUUGGGGGGCGUAGGCCAAUUGCACGUUGAGAGGCGGGGUCGAGCGUCCCACAGGAUGGGACAAGCGGAUUAGGAACGAUGCCACGAUCACGGACAAGAUGCUCCCGAAGGCCGCGGCUCUGAAUGCCCCUAGUGAUCGUGGGACCAGAUAGGUGAGAGACGGAAGAUACUUCCUGACAGUGAUAUACACCAGGUCGAAGACGAGCAAGACGGCAAGGUACCUGGACAUGUUAGAUCGACGAAGCCGCACAAAAGGUUACCCAUUGAAACGCACCACACUAUACCUCUCACACCAUCCAGGUGACGAUAAUACUCUACAAGCGCCGAGAGAACGGGCAGGUGUUGAGACCAUCGCACCAAGACAAUGCUGAGAGGCUGAACGGACAACGUAUAGACCACAGCUGGGAUGCCCAGGCGUUUGAGUUUGUACAGGACAAACUGGUUCCAUGUCUUGUGGUCCGCAGCGUGUGACGAAAAGUGACCUGACAGGAAGAACAGCAGACCCAUGAAGAAGGACUGGUUCACGACUUGGAACACCGUAAGGACGACAGAGUGGCCUACGGGGUACUGCAAAGGGUACGGCCAAGAUCCAACGCCACCAUACGGCAUACAAGCAUGGUGAAGGACGACGAGGGCGACGAGAAACGAGCGAAGAUUGUCUAGAAAGUGGAUCCUCGAUCUAGAGAGCAGAGCAGAAAGCUCGUCUACCGUUUCAACAACGGCAGGCAUAUCGGACGAUGUGGUGAACGAAGAUGGCAAGCUGAUAGCUGCGCCGCAGUAUGGCUCCACCUCAUGUCAUGGUAAGAUGGGAAAUCCCCAGCCGAGCGCUCAGUGGCAAGGUGAGUUGGUGCGGUAUACUUCAUGCAAGGCUAGGAUCCAUUGAAGUUCAAGUCGUUUCAAUGUUUUUGCCGAAGUACGAGACGCGAUCACGUGUCCCUGUUAGGCUCCUUUCAAGUCGUAGCAUACGGACCGUGCCAUUGCUCUUCACCUGGUCUAGGUUUUCGGUUCAUCAACAAAGGUGGAUCCCUUGCACUUUACAUAUGAACUACUUGAAUCUAGUGAAUAUGUUGCGUAAAGGGACAGGCAUGCGGCUUUUCUGGCCUGGCGCUGGCGGUCCAACAACGGAGGCACGGCGCAGCGCACUUUCGUUUACCGUCCAGCGCGUUGCGGGUGCAGUUGAGAGUCUCCUCGAAUUCACCGUCUCAAAAGGCCUGUUCUCUUUCUCCUUGCGCGGAUUGGCACUGGAAAACACACGACUCAAAGAAUGCCUGCCGGCUGAGUGCGUCGUUUUCGCGGUGGACGGCACUUCCGCCGAGGAAUCAGGCCGGAAAGAGACCGGGAUUGUUG